AUUGGAACCGGAAGGGGAGGAGGCUAUCAAUUGUCAAGAUGAUGCUCUCGCUCAGACAAAUCUUACGUUCCCCAGUCCCUCCACCUACAUCAGCUCUAGCAAUUUUCAGGUUUAACUCCACUGGUCCAGAGCAGGCCCCCAAGAAAACAAAAUUUGGACCUUUGCAUGAUGACGAUCGAAUCUUCACAAAUUUGUAUGGGCGUCAUGACUGGAGACUGAAGGGUGCCCAGAGCCGUGGAGACUGGUACAAAACCAAGGAGAUUCUCUUGAAGGGAGUGGACUGGAUUCUUGGAGAAAUAAAGGGUUCAGGUCUACGUGGAAGGGGUGGAGCUGGAUUCCCAACGGGCCUCAAGUGGAGUUUUAUGAAUAAGCCUUCUGAUGGCAGGCCCAAGUAUCUUGUGGUAAAUGCAGAUGAAGGGGAACCUGGCACCUGUAAGGACAGAGAGAUCAUGAGGCAUGACCCUCAUAAACUGGUGGAAGGUUGUCUGGUAGCUGGGCGUGCUAUGGGAGCACGAGCAGCAUAUAUCUACAUUAGGGGUGAAUUCUACAACGAGGCUUCUAAUUUACAGGUAGCUGUGCAAGAAGCGUAUGCCUCUGGGCUGAUUGGAACUAAUGCUUGUGGCUCGGGAUACGACUUUGAUGUCUUUGUGGUAAGAGGAGCUGGUGCGUACAUCUGUGGGGAAGAGACUGCUCUGAUCGAGAGUAUCGAAGGAAAGCAGGGAAAACCCCGUCUGAAACCUCCUUUUCCAGCUGAUGUUGGUGUGUUUGGCUGUCCAACAACAGUUGCUAAUGUGGAAACUGUUGCUGUGGCUCCUACCAUUUGCCGGCGUGGUGGAAGCUGGUUUGCUAGCUUUGGUCGUGAAAGGAAUUCUGGAACUAAACUAUUCAACAUAUCUGGUCACGUAAACAAUCCCUGUACUGUCGAGGAGGAGAUGUCUAUCCCUCUGAAAGAGCUGAUUGAGAGGCAUGCAGGUGGAGUCAUAGGGGGAUGGGAUAACCUGCUUGCGAUAAUCCCAGGAGGCUCAUCCACACCCCUCAUCCCAAAAUCUGUAUGUGAGACUGUUCUUAUGGACUUUGAUGCUCUUGUUCAAGCUCAGACUGGUCUUGGGACAGCAGCCAUUAUUGUAAUGAAUAAAUCGACCGACAUUGUCCGUGCCAUUGCUCGUCUUAUAGAAUUCUACAAGCAUGAGAGCUGUGGGCAGUGUACACCAUGCAGGGAAGGUGUUGACUGGAUGAACAAAAUAAUUUGGCGUAUGUGUCGUGGGGAUGCCCGUGUGGAUGAGAUUGAUAUGCUGUGGGAGAUAAGCAAACAGAUUGAAGGACACACUAUCUGUGCUUUGGGCGAUGGAGCAGCAUGGCCUGUGCAGGGUUUGAUUCGUCACUUCCGCCCAGAGUUGGAGGAACGGAUGAGACAAUUCAAUGCGGCUAAGAGGGAGCAGGCCAGCAGCUGAGAAUAUACACGAUAAUGCUCUUACAAUUGACGUUAUUUAUAAGAAUACAUAACGCAUGACUACCGUGUAGCAUCUUGUGUGUUAAUAAACCAGAAAUUUGCUUUAA
This is a messenger RNA of Spea bombifrons (plains spadefoot toad), 1557 nucleotides long. It is a transcript of the gene NDUFV1, whose product is annotated as NADH:ubiquinone oxidoreductase core subunit V1. Bases 39 to 1451 code for a protein of 470 amino acids. The transcript has 11 exons. The record is from RefSeq and is a predicted model, not a curated record. NCBI's taxonomy places the organism in Eukaryota, Metazoa, Chordata, Amphibia, Anura, Pelobatidae. Gene Ontology annotation, biological process: mitochondrial electron transport, NADH to ubiquinone. Gene Ontology annotation, molecular function: NADH dehydrogenase (ubiquinone) activity; 4 iron, 4 sulfur cluster binding; NAD binding.